Alternaria ventricosa is the source of this 540-nucleotide messenger RNA. RefSeq lists its product as uncharacterized. The record is from RefSeq and is a predicted model, not a curated record. Lineage: Eukaryota; Fungi; Ascomycota; Dothideomycetes; Pleosporales; Pleosporaceae. The coding region runs from base 1 to 540 and encodes 179 amino acids. The transcript is spliced from 3 exons.
AUGAAGACCUUCGCCAUCCUCUGCCUCCUCGGUGCCGCUCUUGCUGCACCGGCACCCCAGGCACCUUGCCCUUCUCAGGUCGUUCAAGCGCCUCCUCAGGCUCCUCAGGCUGGCCAAGCUCCUCAAGCUGGCCAAGGAGCUGGCGGCAACUGCGCCGACAUCCAAUCCAAGCUCGCAAAGGGCAUACAGGCCAACCUCGACAUCCAAGCCGCCGAACUCAAAGGCGUCUACGCCCUAAAGCUCCAAGCCGGCACCGCGGGCUUCAACACGACCCAGCAAUCCGUGCUAUCCAUCCAAAAGCGGGGCGUCGACAUCCGCGCCAACAACCAGAAGCUCGCCGCGCAGAUCAAGUCGCCUGCUGCUGAUGGCCUGGCUAUUGUUGCUGGAGCCCAGACCAAGGAGAUUGGCCAGGUGCAGAGCCUGAAGGGGACGGGUGCGGAUGCGCCGGUCAUUGCUAUGUUGGUGCAGGAGGUUAUGGAUGGUACGAUGCAGAAUCAGAAGAACCUUGCUGCGGCUAAGGGACAGAUUUGUGCGAAGUAG